Microdochium trichocladiopsis is the source of this 606-nucleotide messenger RNA. RefSeq lists its product as uncharacterized. The coding region runs from base 1 to 606 and encodes 201 amino acids. The transcript has a single exon. Lineage: Eukaryota; Fungi; Ascomycota; Sordariomycetes; Xylariales; Microdochiaceae. The record is from RefSeq and is a predicted model, not a curated record.
AUGAAGUUCAGCAUCACCUCCCUCCUCCUCGCGGGUCUUGCCUCCACCGCCGCCAGCGCUCCUGCUCCUGAUGGCCCGGCUGCCGCCACAGCAGGAGAUACCGUCGAAGCCGCCGCCAGCAAAAAGUUCUUCCUCGUGGUGCAGUCGUCUGACGCCCGCGUGACGGGCCUCUGCGUCAACCCGUACCACACGGGCGCCGGCACCUCGACCAACCAGAUCCAGCAGUGCGGCCCGGCCCCGCCCAAGCAGUACAACUUCAACAAGCAGAAAUUCAAGCUCAACUACCUCGGCUACGGCAGCGGCGACGACAAGACCAAGUCAUCGCUGCGUGCGGACCCGGGCCUUCCGUACAGCAGCUGGGGCGACCUCAGCAUGGACGCCGCCGACCCCGGCACCGAGUUCACGUAUUCCAAGGACACGGGGUUCUUGCAGAAGGGUGCUGCCGAUGGGCUGGGCUUUAUUGCGUGCAGGUGGUCGCACGCGGGCGGGUGGCAGCUCUUCGCACUGGGGGAUCAGAAUGCCCCAAUCCUGGCGAGUUGUGCCAAGGUCAAGCUGUUGAAGGGAUGCUACAACACUGACCCGAACUGUGUGAACAACACGUUUUGA